Molecule: messenger RNA, 5115 nt
Organism: Drechmeria coniospora
Lineage: Eukaryota; Fungi; Ascomycota; Sordariomycetes; Hypocreales; Ophiocordycipitaceae
Product: nuclear pore complex subunit Nup192
Exons: 4
Coding region: 1-5115 (1704 amino acids)
Biological process (GO): nuclear pore organization
Cellular component (GO): nuclear pore; nuclear pore inner ring
Molecular function (GO): structural constituent of nuclear pore
Source: RefSeq, a predicted model, not a curated record
AUGGCCGAAAUAACAACACUCGAUGCCCUGCAGGCAUUUCACCGGGAGCUUAUCGCCCUGCACGGCGGUUAUGGCAACGGUGUGGAGGGUCUGGCCAAUGAGUUCCUCGUUCCCAUCUUCUCGAGGGAGCUGGAAAAACUCUGGGAACGUCCAGCGAAAAAUGAACAAAGCCGCAACAUGGUGAAGUCCGGAAAACUCUCCUUGGACGAUAACGAAUACACCAUCAACGACAUCUUUCAACAAGACAUUCUCCUCCUCUCCGACGAGAUUGACAUCGAUGAGUUGGAUGCAGCACGAUGUCUGCUUGACUCCCAGGGCGACCCGUCUGUACUCGGACGGUCCCUCCUCGAAUGCGGUAUCGUGCGUUUUCAUCAGCAGCGAAAGUAUGUCCUGGAUGCGUUAAGGCUGCUUCUCGAACUGUACUGUGCCGAGGACGAGGCCGAGGAGGAUGCCGACGCCCUCGAAGCAAUCAAGAUGUUUAUCGCAGAGCUCCUCUUUCAGCCAGCACCCGGGGGCGCGAAGAGAUACGUGCCCAGGUGCAUGUCCGCCAUGUCACAGAUCCGGCUUUGGCUGCAGAGGCUAGGCGACAAGAUCGCCGCCGUCCAGGCUCUAGACCAGGGGAGUCCGGUCGAGAUGACGGAGCAGAUGGAAACCGUCGAAUUUUCCCGACUGAGCUUGAUUCAGCAGCACGAGCUGCUCGCCGUUGCAUUGACUCGUUUCAUCGAGAAACAGCAAGCAGAGACGUCGGAUUUUUUGAUCUUUGUUUCGUCCCUGAAGAAAACAGAACGUUACGAUACACUUCUUGGUGAGCUUAGGUCCGACUCUGCUACCAAAAAUCUGCUGACCUUGCUCUCUCCAGUACACCUGAUCCCUGCCAUGGGCGCAUACAUCUCCGCCUUUGGCUCGGCCGAGGGCGGCUAUGAUCUGAUCAAGAUUCGCGAGUUGAACACCACCUUGUUCCCACCUUUGGACGAUUCCACUUGGCGCCUUCCACAACUAGGGGCCGCGUUCCGUGCCUGGUGGCUGGCAGAGUACAGCGGAUUCUAUUUGGACGAACCCCCUGAGGUUGCUGUACCUCCCUCUGCCGAUCUCGACGCUGGUACGCUUGCCGUUUCGCCUCCGACGGACCCAAUGCUAACGAAGAGGACAGAGGAUCGCCAAAGGUCAAAAGACUUCCUCGACGCUCUGAAAGACGGCGCCUUCGACUUCAUACUGUCUGUGGCCGGAGAUGUCAAAUCACCGGACUGGCACGACUCGGUUCGCCUUGGGAUGCGAAACUGGCUGCAGAGGAAAUCAUCGGCUCUGCCUCGCGAGCCGAUUCAGUUCUCAAACUUCUUCCAGGUUUCACUGACGACACAGAUCGAAACUUUUGUCGACGCUUUCAUCUCCAAUCUUCCCGACAUCCUCAGAAAGUUGCGGGUGGAGGAGGAUGAACAACGGCAGCUCAGCCAGGCGCACGAGCAAGAUUUGGAUUUGGAGCGCUUUUUGCUCAUCAUUGCCUAUACGUACGAGGGUCGUCCCGAGGCCGCCACAAGUUUUUGGUCGGAUCCGGACAGUAACCUGGCUGGAUUCAUGCACUGGGCUUCUCGAAGAGCGUCAACGCCACUUGUCACCGCUUUCUGCGAGAUGCUGCAGGCAGUGGCCGACAACGAAGAGUGCGCCACGGCUGCGCAUGUAUUUCUGCUUGACGAGGGCCACCAAUCUUCUGGCAAGAUACGGAGGUCGCAGUCGUUGACCUGGAGCCAGAUAUUCAAGGAACUUGAUUUCUUUUCCGACAAAAUAAGACAGAAGCCCGCCGCCACACAGACUACCAGAUACCGGGGCGCAAAGUCUAGCAGCGACCUGGUGGAAACGGAACCCGAGUCGGCCAUGCUUCUCGAAUGCUACUUGCGCCUCGUGACGAAGCUUGCGAGUGAGAGUGAAGUUGCCAGGGUUUUCCUUCUACAGAAUCCGACGUACAAUCUUGUUGACAUGCUUUACGAGUUGGCCAGCAGCCCCAUCCCGCCGCGGCUGCGGGGAUGCGUUUUCAUAUCUUUGAAGGCCCUCAUAAGCCGAAAGUCGACUCAGGAGAGUCAUACGAUGUGGGGUUGCCUGGAGACUUGGAUCACUGGGGGUUAUGCCCUCCCAGCUACCGGUACUCUGCGGCAAUCGCAGGCAGCCCCCGUCGUGUCGACUGAGCGUAUACUCGAUGAGAUGAGCAGUGGCUUCGAGGAUCCCGUCUCGCUCAUCCAGCUUCUACUGGCCCUCAUCUCACCCGCGCGGGACAGCAGCCCUCUGAACGACUCCCUCCCAUUUCCGGAGAACCUCGGGUCGAGCUCGCGAUACCCUGGCAUGGAGGUGUAUGUCGACUACGUCAUGGGGCUUGUGUUUGCCAAUAAAUCGCAGGAACUCCACGACAAGCACCAGAUUCGAGUACUGCGGCUAAGUUGCCUCGAGUUCAUCCUCACCUGCUUGUCAACCUUUAACGAGGACCUGAUCGUCAUCGCCAACGAGACAAACAUUACGAUCGAUUCCGUCAUCUCCACGUCCGACCUCAAAACGUAUGUGUGCAAGCACCCGUUUGCGAGGGUCAUGGAAUGGAUGUCCAACGACAAGGUCAUGACAGUGUUGUUCAACACCAUCCACCAGGAGCCUGCAGACGUCGGCAAUGCCGCGCCAGACUCGCCGAUUAUCCUUGGCAUCUUGCGCGCCGUCGAGGUCAUUUCCAAGGUCCUUGAUCUCGAGGCGACCUAUCAUGAGUUGGUCAGACCACUCAUCAAGCUGCAGUCCGGGCAGAGACGUCAGCCGGUUGCCAAUGCUGCAUACUCUUCCUUCCAGGACGGACUCGUUACAAGACUAAAUCUUGUCGUGGACCUGGGCAAUUACUGCGGAAUUGGCCACCCCGAUCUGACGUUGGCUUGCCUGAAGCUUCUUGAGAAGAUGUCAACCUCGUCAAAGAUUACGGCGACUUGGUCCGGUUCGGGUCGGUACGCGCACCGCAACAAAGCCAUCGUGGCUCUCGAAGCAAACGGCGAGCAUGAAGCGAUCUCGCGGUCGUUCAUGUCCGAGCUCAUGGCACCGUUGGAGGCGCAGCGCGAGGCGAACUCUCCCAACUACAUUACCAAGAUCUACAUUCUAGAGUUUUUGCUGCAGUGUCUACAGAUGACGCCGCAAGAGCCAACAAUCGCUCACUUGCUCUUAGGUUUCAAGUGCGGUGCAGACUCGCUGUCCGUGGACAGUGACGGAUCCUUUAUGGCUCAAACAUCCCUCUUCCAUUGCCUCGUGAGACUCCUUCUCGAGGUGCCCUCUAGCGACGCACAAGGGAUGAGGCAUUGGCUUCUUGCACUGAAGUCACGGGUCAUGCGGAUUCUGCACACACUCUGGAGCUCGUCGCUGUCGGCCCCGCUCGUCAUCAAUGAGCUUAGGGACAACGAAUUCCUCUUCCACCUCCUAGUCCGCGAGACCGUCAUCCAGCCCGAUCUUCGGUGGGAGGGACAGGCGGUUGCCGUGGCAGACUUUCCCAUGACCGACGGCGCUCCCACCCUUGUCGACUUUCUUGCACUGCGAAGCUUGACGCUCGAGUACAUUGCCAUGGAGCUUUGCAUGAUCUCGCAAGGCCGGAUGCCGAGCGUCAAGAGGCGAAUAUACGACGCCCUGAACGGUCAAGUCGUGGGUGAGGGCAAUCAGCCGAUUCAAACGCCGACGGUGUUUGACCUGUAUGAUUUUCUGCUUCCCGACGGGAUCUGGGACGUACGGCCGCCUCCGGUUCAGUACUACACGGACCUCGACCUCACCGUUUGCUCAGAGCGAGAUGCGGAUUCGAACGAAGUUUACAACAUCGAGCGAGUGAAGGAAAUGUUUCUCCUGAAACGAAGCGAGCAGCAGAGCCAAGGGGCCAUCGUGGCCGUGCAGGAUCUGGCAUUUAUCGAAAGAGAAGAGACGAUGAUUCUCGAAUAUCUCGUAUCUUCCAGCAGGCAAAAGCAGAUUGCCACGCAGUGUCUCGGCGUUCUCAAGUCGUGGACUAGGCUACUUCUCAUCAUGGUUGAGUGCAACGACUUUACGGGAACGUCGCAAACUUCCUUCUUCCUCCAGGCACUUCAGGCCAUCCUCCCAAGCCUGGAGACGUUUGCAUCAGACAGACCUGACGAAGCCUUUGAGUUGUCCAGGCUGGCUCGGGCGCUGCUGUUCAAGCUGGAUCAGGAUCAGGAUCCGGCGGCGGCGGCGGCGGUUUCCGACGACAAGCAGAGCCAGGCGGUUGGCAACUUGAUCAGCGACAAGCUGUACCAGCUCUUCCAGAUGUGCCUCCAGGCAAUCGGCAAGUGGUCGGGCACGCCGAUGCUGAGAUGCGUGUACUACGAAAUCUGCUACCGAUAUCUCACAGGGACGUCGACGCAGGCGCGCUCGAGCCGGUCCAAGACGACAAAGACGAUUCAAGUCUACGGUGAAAGGCUCAUCAAUGUCAUCUGCGACGACGCAUACAGCGGCGAAGCGACCUGCCAGGCCGCGGCAUUCAUUCUCCUCAACGCCUUCGUCCAUGUUGGCCAGCUCGAGGGCGACAGCCACGUGAUCGAGACGCUCAACAAGCUCAACUUUGUCGGCAUCCUCGUGGAUUCGCUCCGCGCCGUCAUGCAGGAGUGGCACGACGCCUUUACAUCAGGCCACGCGGAUCAGCAAAACUUGCAGAACGCCCGUCUCGCCCUCCUCCUCCAGAUGGCUCAGUCUCGCGCCGGCGCCAAGUUUAUUCUCUACGCCAACUUCUUCCGGGCCAUCGAGACGUCGGGCCUUUUCACCGCCGACCCGGAGCUGCAGAGCAAGGCCGAGAACCCGAAGGCGCUGGAGCAGCAUUAUGACCUGCUCGCCAAGGUCACCCGGAUCGUCGGCGCCGCUCUUCUGAGCCGCGGAAGCCACAACACGGUGCAGGGCCGAAAGUUCCUGACGGAUCACCGCAUGCUGGUGACGCACACGCUGAAGCGCAGCGCAGGUAUCGGAGGCGGGGCCGCACAUGAGGCGCUGGAGGAGAAGAUUGGUGAACUUGCGGACGCGUUCAUCGUCGUCAUUGCUGCGACAGGAUUCCUAGAGUUUGAGGCUGAAGCGACAGUCGAACCGGCCAAGCGCGACUACGUGUUGUUUCACUAG